Scylla paramamosain (green mud crab) is the source of this 2085-nucleotide messenger RNA. RefSeq names its product solute carrier family 22 member 20-like. Gene Ontology annotation, biological process: transmembrane transport. The record is from RefSeq and is a predicted model, not a curated record. Gene Ontology annotation, cellular component: membrane. Gene Ontology annotation, molecular function: transmembrane transporter activity. The coding region runs from base 341 to 2071 and encodes 576 amino acids. NCBI's taxonomy places the organism in Eukaryota, Metazoa, Arthropoda, Malacostraca, Decapoda, Portunidae. The transcript is spliced from 14 exons.
CACACACACACACACACACGCUUCGCCACUCGCCACUUAGUGAGAAAAAUUAUACUGCUACUACUACUACUGCUACUACUACUACUAGUAGGUACUACUACUACUACUGCUACUACUACUACUACUACUACUACUAUUACUACUACUACUCCUGCUGCUGCUACUACUGCUGCUGCUACUGCUGCUGCUGCUGCUGCUGCUGGUGCUACUGCUGCUGGUGCUACUGCUGCUGCUGCUGCUGCUACUGAUACUGCUGCUGCUACUGCUGCUGCUGCUGCUGCUGCUGCUGCUGCUGCUGCUGCUGCUUCUGCUACUCUUUUCACUGUCUAGGGGCGACGUCAUGCUGGCGAGUGAGCGCAUCGAAGAGGUGUUGAGGGUAGUGGGCUGCGGCAGAAGAUCGCUGCCACUCUUUCUGGUACUGGGAUUAGCCAAUAUGGUUCAAAUACAGUUCAUCACUGUUUCCCUGAUCAACAUCACUCUUCCAUUCCGAUGCCACACCUCCGCCUCACUGCAGCUAGAGGACGUCGUCUACCCUGUGCCUGACAGUGUCUCAUCUGAUAUCGAAGAGGAUGCCUUCUUUUCCUCCAGUGGUGGUAUAAAAAAGAUGGCCCCUCAAGAUUUCUUUGACAGCAAGUGCUUGGAACCCUCCACCCCAAACAAUGUAUUGUUUCGGCCUCAAAAUUCUUCAGCCUCUUCAUCUCAGGUUCCCCCUGGGCUCCAUGCCACCGGCAUGGCAUCGUGUCCUUACAUUCAGUACGAUGACUCCCAGUAUAUAUCAACCAUCGUCUCCAAGUUCCACCUGGUAUGCGAGAGAGCAACGCUACGCCCACUGUUCCAAAUGAUGGCCAUGCUUGGAACCAUAUUUAGCGGCAUCAUGGCAAUCCCUCUGGGAGACUGGUUUGGAAGACUGAUGGUAACUCGCGUCACGGCGAUGAUUGCUAUCCCUUUGCAUGUGAUGUGCGCAUUCGUCCCCUGGUAUCCGGUGCUGCUGGUACUGCAGAUACUACUGGCUGUCUGCAACCGGUCCAUAUUACUUUCUACUCUCAGCCUUGUCCCUCUCUCGUUGCCAUACAAGCAAGUCAUGGAGAGCAUCCCUGCACGAAAUCGAACCGCCGUUGGAAUAUAUAUGGGGAUCCCCUACACAUUGAUGGUUGUGGGGUUGGCAGUGGCCGGAUAUUUUCUGACGGAGUGGCGUUUUAUCUUCCUCACUGGCGGUCUGGCUACGUACUUCAUGUUUCCACUUUCUUUCAUAGUAGAAGAAUCACCUCGUUGGCUAGCCCAGAACGGUAAAGGGUUAAAAGCUGCCGACCAGUUAAUGAAAGCAGCGUACCAGAACAGGAUAGACCUUCCUCCUCAUCUGAUUACCAGCCUGGAUAAGUUACAGAUUACUGAGCUUGAGAAGGAAGAAAAAUCUUCAAACAGCCGUACGCAGAAGAUCCAGCAGUAUCCUAUCGUCAUGGUAGCGCUGACAGGAGUCUCCGUCUUAUGGCUUUUCAAUUGUCUGAUGUACUUUUGUGUUAUUUUGAAUUGCAGUCACUUUAGCAGGGCUGACUUGUACGUAGGCCUGGUAGGCGUUACGGAAACGAUGGCGAUGCUGCUUAUGAUGCCCGUGACGCAGAGGAUAGGGCGCCGUCUGGUGCUGGGUUGUGGCCCCUUCAUAUGCGGCGUUCUGUUUAUGGCUAACCUGUUUUUACCUGAAGAUCGAAUGUGGCUGCAGUGGCUCCUGGCGAUGACUACAGUAUUUAUUAUGAGAGCCUGUUAUCAAACGAUGUAUCUUUACGUCAAUGAAAUCUUUCCGACGACGAUACGGUCACGAGGAAUCGGCUUUGCCAAUAGCGUGGGCACCGUUGGUUCCACGCUGGCGCCUUUGGUGAUCGACCCCCUGGUACAGACUGUCUGGUGGGGAGCAGCAAUGGUUAUGAUGAUUUCAGCAGUCAGUAUGGCUGUCAUCAUAUGCUUCCUGCCAGAGACUAACAACGUUGCAUUGCCUGACACCCUGCAAGAUCUAAAAGAGUUGAUGAAUAAAAAAAAAAAGCAAACACGACUGAUAACUACAUCUAAUCAAGUCUGAUUUCCUUUUAUGCA